ACUCAUUAAAAGAAAAAAGAAAAUUUUUCAGAAAUAGAAAAAUUUUAAUAUUAUCAAAAUACGUCCUAUUAUUAUAUGAUGUUUUUGUGAAUACUGUGUUAUUUAGUAUAUACAAUUAAGUGUUAUGGCGACAAUUGAAGAACUUCGCUCUGAAGUAGAGCGAUUAACAAGAGAGCUGGAUCUACAAAGUUCUGAAAUCAAUCAAUCAGCAAAGUACGGAUUAGGGCUGUUGGAAGAGAAAAAGAGUUUGGAAGUAAAGUGCGAGGAACUUGAGAAUCUAUAUGAAAACACAAAACACGAACUGGAAAUUACUCAGGAAGCUCUCACAAGAUUUCAAUCGAGUCAAAAAGUUACGACAAAGACUGGAAUUGAACAAGAAGAUGCUCUCCUCAAUGAAUCAGCUGCGAUGGAAACGUCCCUUAAUAUGCAGAUUCUCGAGUUGGAGAAUGAAACCAAGCAGCUACGACAUGAAUUGGAAAGGGUCACAAACGAGAGAGAUCGAAUGCUUCAAGAAAAUACAGAAAUUGGUCGCGAUAAAACAGGCUCAGAAGCUGAAAGGAUGAAACUUAAAGCAGAAUUGAAAGAGAUGAAAUUUCGUGAAACUCGUAUGCUGCAGGAGUGCUCUGAGUUAGAGGAAGAGAAUAUUGUGUUACAGAAGCAAGUUUCAAGCUUAAAAUGCAGUCAAGUAGAAUUUGAAGGUGCAAAACAUGAGAUUAGACGACUAUCUGAGGAAAUUGAAGUUUUACAGUCUCAAGUACAGGAACUAGCGAAUCUAAAGAAAAUCGCUGAAACUCAAAUGGAAGAGGCUCUUCAGGCACUUCAAACAGAACGCGAGGCAAAAUAUGCAUUGAAAAAAGAACUUGAUAGUCACAUUAAUCGUGAAUCUAUGUAUAAUAUUAGUAAUCUUGCAUAUAGUAUUCGCGGAAUGGAAGAAAGUGUUGAAGGAGAUGACUUAGAAAACGACAUUCCUACAUUGAAGCGACUUGAAGCUGAUUUGAGUAACGAAUUAAAAUCUCCUGAUGGCACCAAGGUUGAUUUAUUCUCUGAAAUUCAUCUAAAUGAGUUAAAGAAAUAUGAAAAACAAUUGGAAAUGCUAGAAAACGAGAAAGCUAGUUUAACAACCAACUUGCGUGAUGCUCAACAAAGUCUAGAUAAGAGUCAAAACGAUUUACAAAACUUUAUGGCCAAAGUUUCAUUACUGGCUGCACACGUAGAUUCAUUAUAUCAGCUAAGAAGACAAAUUGAAGCUGAUGAUCAAAUGAAAGAAUUUGAUCGUGAGAAACAAAAGAUAAUGAAUGAGAAGCUUAAUAGUAUUGUUCAUCAAUAUAACACCUGGUUCUCGAUUAGUGCUAAAGAAAUUGAUGUAUUAAAAACUGACUUGACGGAGCUUCAAAAAGGACUCAACUGUAGUGAUGCAAUGACUGUUUUAAGAAAUGAAAUAACAAACUUAAAAAAUAAACUAAUUUCAUCUGAACAAAAAACUCUAGAUCUUCACGCAGACGUUCAAACUUUAUCUUCCCUUGCACAAAAUGCAGGACAAAGUUUGAAUUCAACUCGCGGUACAUUGGUAUCAUUAAGUGACGAUUUAGCACAAUUAUAUCAUCUUGUGUGCACCGUAAAUGGAGAUACACCAAGUCGCGUUUUACUGGACCAUAAAACUGAAGAUUUGUCAAUGGACAAUGACUCACUGAGUGCAAUUCAUUCCCAACUUAAAUCUGAUGUCUUGAUUGCACUUCCAAAUGUUUUUGAGGAUUUACAAGGACUUGGCGACGCCAUUGAAAUUAAAAGAUAUGUGGAAACCAUCAAGGAUCAAAUUAAACACCUUAAAACGGCAGUUGAACAUGCCAUUGAGCUUAACAAGGAUAAAAUUCCUGGCAAUCUUAGUGCUUCAGAUAAAGAAACAAAUGAGGAAAUUGCCGACUUACAAGAACAGAUCAUUAAACUCAAGUCUUUAUUGUCCACAAAACGUGAGCAAAUCGCAACUUUACGCACUGUCUUAAAAUCCAACAAGAAUACAGCUGAAGUAGCAUUAAAUAAUCUAAAAUCAAAAUAUGAAAACGAGAAAUUAUUCGUCAGUGAUACAAUGUGCAAUUUAAGAAACGAACUGAGAAUUUUGAAAGAAGAUGCAGCUACAUUCUCAAGUCUUCGAGCAAUGUUUGCAGCCCGUUGCGAAGAAUAUGUAACGCAAGUUGAUGACUUAACAAAUCAAUUGACAGCAGCUGAAGAUGAGAAGAAGACAUUAAAUCAAUUGUUACGUCUUGCGGUACAGCAAAAACUCGUCUUGACACAAAGAAUUGAAGAAUAUGAGAUGGACAAGGAAAUCCGUCAUGCAAAUGUUCGUCGUCAGGUGCCACAAAGAGGAGGUGGAAAGUCAGCAUUCACCAGAUCAUCCUCUGGUCGUUCGAACAAUAAUUCAAACUUCUUCUAACAGAAGUUGAGCGUGCAGCGAAAAUUAUUAGCAUUCGUUUAUACACUUUUAAAUAUGUAAGGUAAAUUAUUAUUAGUUAUAAUUAACCCAUCUCUUUUAAGGAUGGAAUCCCGUUGAUUAUUAUC
Chironomus riparius is the source of this 2553-nucleotide messenger RNA. NCBI's taxonomy places the organism in Eukaryota, Metazoa, Arthropoda, Insecta, Diptera, Chironomidae. The record is from the annotation of a GenBank genome assembly.